Lolium rigidum is the source of this 702-nucleotide messenger RNA. RefSeq lists its product as uncharacterized. The record is from RefSeq and is a predicted model, not a curated record. The transcript is spliced from 5 exons. Lineage: Eukaryota; Viridiplantae; Streptophyta; Magnoliopsida; Poales; Poaceae. The coding region runs from base 29 to 583 and encodes 184 amino acids.
CGUCCCAACUACCGACGGUACCGGCGGCAUGAGGAGCACCGAGAUGUUGACCGCGGCGGGGGGCGCUGCCGCCGCCGCCGGGACGACCACGCCGUCCACCGCGUCGGUGGCCGACCUGGCCGGGGGAGUCCCUUCCGCCGGCGCCGGCGGGAACUUCCCCCUCGGCGCCGCCAUCCUCGCCUUCGCCAUCGCCAACUUCGUCAACGUCCUCUCCAUCUGGUUAAAGGAGAAGAGAUGGGAUGCAAGGAAGUUUCUCAUUUCCUCUGGAGUUAUCUCGUCCCUUUCUGCUACGGUGGCAAGUUUGGCCGUGGCGGUUGGCCAACAAGAAGGCGCGGAUAGCUCUGUUUUCGCCCUUGCGUUGGUUUUUUCUGCCGUUGUUAUGUAUGAUGCAUCAGGAGUUAGGUUUCACACAGGUCGACAAGCUGCGUUGUUAAAUCAAAUAGUUUCUGAUUUAUCACCAGAACAUCCAAUUAUCUCUACCUUUAGGCCGCUUCGGGAAUUUCUCGGACACAGUCCAUUUCAGGUUUUUACCGGAGCGCUUGUUGGUUGUACAGUAGCAUAUUUAAUGGGGAAAUCUGUAUGAGAAAUAGUUGGCAUUUGCCUUGUGCUCAAAUAUACCACAUUACUUAUAUAAGGGACUUCUUUUUUGUGUGCAAAGUUUCAUUCGUAUCAGUAUCAAAGUGCCACUGUCCUUGUGUUGAA